AUGCAGCUGGCUCCCAAAGAGAUCGAUAAGCUGCUUAUCAGCCAGACCGGCUUUCUCGCCCAACGCCGACUUGCUCGCGGUGUCCGCCUUAACCAUACCGAAUCCCUCGCCCUGAUCGCCUCAGUCCUACACGAGCUUGUCAGAGAUGGCGAGCACACCGUCGCCGAUCUCAUGUCAAUUGGCACCACGCUGCUUGGUCGCCGACAUGUCCUGCCUAGCGUUCCACAUACCCUCACCGAGAUGAUGAUAGAAGGCACCUUCAGAAAUGGAACGUAUCUGGUCACGAUACACAACCCUAUUGCUACCGAUGAUGGCAACCUCGACAGAGCACUGUAUGGCUCCUUCUUGCCUGUACCACCGGUGGACGAGUUCCCAUGGCCGCCAGCCGAAGGCCUGGAGGCCUGGAGUGCCGAGCGGAUGCCAGGUGCUGUCAUUGCAGUCAAGGGCGAGAAUGGUCGAAUAAAGCUCAAUGAAGGCAGGAAGAGGAUCAAGGUGAAAGUUACCAGUAAAGGCGAUCGCCCAAUUCAAGUUGGCAGUCAUUACCAUUUCAUUGAGACAAAUCCGUUGCUAGAAUUCGACCGCUUGAAGGCAAGAGGUAUGAGGUUGGAUAUCGCAGCCGGCACAUCUGUGCGAUUCGAGCCUGGAGAUUCGCGAACCGUCACAUUGGUAGAAAUCGCGGGGAAUAAAGUCAUCAGAGGUGGUAAUGACAUCGCAGCCGGUGGCAUACCCGUGAAUGAGGACUCAAUCGUCGAGCGUUUGAAAGCAGGCGGCUUCUUGCACGUGGAGGAUCCAACGGCUGACCAGGUACUUGACCCAUAUACCAUGGACCGCGAAAGUUAUAUCGCAAUGUUUGGACCUACCACUGGUGACCGGGUGCGACUUGGACCAACUGACCUCUGGAUACAAGUUGAACGUGAUCUUACGGUGUAUGGUGAUGAAUGCUCCUUUGGCGGCGGUAAGACCAUUCGUGAUGGCAUGGGUCAGGCUUCUGGUCGUGCCGAUAAGGACGCCCUGGACACUGUCGUGACGAACGCGCUCAUUGUUGACUACACCGGUAUCUAUAAGGCAGAUAUUGGUAUUAAGGAUGGCAUCAUUGUUGGCGUGGGCAAGGCUGGGAAUCCGGACGUUAUGGCUGGCGUUGACCCUCGCAUGGUCAUUGGAAGCACGACAGAUGUGAUUGCAGGCGAGCACAAAAUUGUCACAUAUGGCGGAUUCGACUCUCACAUUCAUCUGAUAUGCCCUCAACAAGCGUACGAAGCAAUUGCGAGCGGCAUUACGACUUUCCUGGGCGGCGGAACUGGACCAAGCACCAGUACGAAUGCAACGACUUGCACCCCGAGCACCAAUAUGAUCGAAUGGAUGCUGCAAGCGUGCGACUCGCUGCCUGUCAAUAUCGGUAUCACUGGCAAAGGAAAUGAUGCAGACCCAACUGGCUUGCGAGAUCAAGCUGAGGCAGGUGUAUGUGGUCUCAAACUACACGAAGAUUGGGGUACCACACCCAAAGCCAUCGACACUUGCCUGUCAGUCUGCGAUGAGUACGAUAUUCAGACCCUCAUUCACACCGACACGCUUAAUGAGUCCGGCUUCGUGGAGACCACGGUCAAGGCUUUCAAGGGACGAACGAUCCAUACGUACCAUACUGAAGGCGCCGGGGGCGGCCACGCACCUGAUAUCAUUUCCGUUGUUGAGCAUCCUAAUGUGCUUCCAUCUUCCACGAACCCCACGCGACCGUACACGGGCAACACCCUGGAUGAGCAUCUCGAUAUGCUCAUGGUCUGCCAUCACCUUUCCCGAAACAUUCCAGAAGACGUUGCUUUCGCCGAGUCUCGCAUCCGCGCGGAGACAAUCGCAGCAGAAGAUGUACUGCACGACCUAGGAGCCAUAUCUAUGAUGUCUUCCGACUCCCAGGCGAUGGGUCGCUGCGGAGAAGUGAUACUGAGAACCUGGAAUACGGCGCAUAAGAACAAAGUGCAACGUGGUUUCCUACCCGAGGAUGAAGGCACUGGCACUGACAACUUUCGGGUCAAGCGAUACAUCUCGAAAUACACCAUCAACCCGGCCAUCGCGCAAGGAAUGUCGCAUGUCAUCGGCUCCAUCGAGGUUGGUAAGCUUGCAGACUUGGUGCUGUGGGAUCCUGCAUGCUUUGGCGCAAAACCUGCUCAGGUCGUGAAAGGUGGCAUGAUUGCAUGGAGCCAGAUGGGAGACCCCAAUGCCAGUAUCCCUACUGUGGAGCCUGUCAUUAUGAGACCUCAAUUUGGCGCUAUGAUCGCCAGUACAGGAGUCGUGUUCGUAAGCAAAGCAAGUGUUGACAAUGGAAAGGCGAAGCAAUAUGGUCUCAAGAAGAGGAUUGAAGCCGUCAAGAACUGCAGAAAUGUCGGCAAAGCAGACAUGAAGUGGAAUGAUGCCAUGCCAAAGAUGAAAGUUGAUCCGGAAAGAUAUAUGGUCGAGGCAGAUGGCAUUGAGAUGAAGGCCGAGCCAGCGAAGACGCUUCCUUUGACGCAGAGUUAUUUCAUCUAUUAGCGAGAGGAAUGGGCAAUGCCCGGAGUGACCAAAAUGAAGUCGGUUUCCUCUCCGCG
This is a messenger RNA of Pseudocercospora fijiensis CIRAD86, 2576 nucleotides long. RefSeq lists its product as uncharacterized. NCBI's taxonomy places the organism in Eukaryota, Fungi, Ascomycota, Dothideomycetes, Mycosphaerellales, Mycosphaerellaceae. Gene Ontology annotation, biological process: urea catabolic process. Bases 1 to 2520 code for a protein of 839 amino acids. The record is from RefSeq and is a predicted model, not a curated record. Gene Ontology annotation, molecular function: urease activity; nickel cation binding. Gene Ontology annotation, cellular component: urease complex. The transcript has 3 exons.